AACUAGGUAAAUAAAUUACAUUCGAACCAGACCUUAUCUUCGCAAACUCAAGUUCCUCCACCUUGCCGGCGACGCUUCUCAGAUUCAAAUUCUCUUCAUCAUCUUUUCUUUCUCCAGCAAUGGCGAUUCCGUUGCCCCUCACUUCUUACUCCCCAAUCUCAACUUCCCCAACCUCUUUCGUCCCUCUCACGCCUCCCCAUCGUAAUUUCCUCUCCGAACAGAGUUUCAGUAGGCGCGUAGUUCUCAGCUGCUCUUCUUCCUUGUCUUCCAACAAUGGUUCAACUCCAGAGCCCAUGAACGCAAGUGGGUUAAACGGGCAGUCAUCGUUUCCUGGAAUGCCUUCCUUUGAUGGAACAUCUAACCCACCCCUUAAAUGGAGAAGGGUUUUGCUUAAAGUCAGUGGAGAAGCUCUUGCUGGAGACGAGGAGCAGAAUAUUGAUCCAAAGGUUACUAUGGCUAUUGCAAGGGAGGUUGCAGCUGUCACUCGGCUUGGCAUCGAGGUUGCGAUUGUUGUUGGAGGAGGAAACAUCUUUCGUGGAUCCACCUGGGCUGGGUGCAGUGGCCUUGACCGCUCCUCUGCUGAUUACAUCGGGAUGCUGGCAACUGUGAUGAAUGCAAUAUUUCUUCAAGCGACAAUGGAGAGCAUCGGCAUCCCGACACGUGUUCAAACCGCUUUCCGCAUGUCGGAAGUCGCAGAGCCUUAUAUUAGAAGACGAGCUAUUAGACAUCUGGAAAAAGGCAGAGUUGUGAUAUUCGCAGCCGGAACAGGCAAUCCGUUUUUCACUACCGAUACUGCAGCAGCUCUUCGAUGUGCUGAGAUUAACGCAGAAGUAGUACUGAAAGCAACAAAUGUAGAUGGAGUCUUUGACGAUGAUCCAAAAAGAAACCCAAACGCUCGCCUCCACGAGUCACUAACUUACCAAGAAGUAACCUCAAAGGAUCUCUCCGUGAUGGAUAUGACUGCUAUCACUUUAUGCCAAGAAAACAACAUCCCAGUUGUGGUCUUCAAUCUGUCUGAGCCUGGAAACAUCGCCAAAGCAAUCAAAGGAGAGAGAGUUGGCACAUUGAUUGGAGGAACUUGGAACUCUAUUGUUGCAACCACAUGAAGAAACUUAGAUAUUUCUUUAUAUAGAACUAUUACUUAAUAUAGUAUCUUAGGUCAGGAGUAUCUCUCAACUCCUGUCUAUAUAGUUUGCAGAAACAUUUUAAGAUCACUAUCUUAGGAAUCAAUGUCUGAAAUUUUUGAAGUUGAAUGAAGAUGUUAUUAGUUUA
Raphanus sativus (radish) is the source of this 1272-nucleotide messenger RNA. Its product is annotated as uridylate kinase PUMPKIN, chloroplastic. Gene Ontology annotation, cellular component: cytoplasm. Lineage: Eukaryota; Viridiplantae; Streptophyta; Magnoliopsida; Brassicales; Brassicaceae. Gene Ontology annotation, molecular function: UMP kinase activity. Gene Ontology annotation, biological process: UDP biosynthetic process. The record is from RefSeq and is a predicted model, not a curated record. Bases 120 to 1106 code for a protein of 328 amino acids. The transcript is spliced from 7 exons.